Cercocebus atys (sooty mangabey) is the source of this 1157-nucleotide messenger RNA. RefSeq names its product Williams Beuren syndrome chromosome region 22 (gene BUD23). Gene Ontology annotation, cellular component: nucleolus. Gene Ontology annotation, biological process: rRNA (guanine-N7)-methylation. Lineage: Eukaryota; Metazoa; Chordata; Mammalia; Primates; Cercopithecidae. The record is from RefSeq and is a predicted model, not a curated record. The transcript has 12 exons. Gene Ontology annotation, molecular function: rRNA (guanine) methyltransferase activity. Bases 57 to 902 code for a protein of 281 amino acids.
CAUAAAAACCGGGUUUCGGGAACCGCCACUCGCAGGCGUGCUGCUGAGGCGUGAGUAUGGCGUCUCGUGGCCGGCGUCCGGAGCACGGUGGACCACCGGAGCUGUUUUAUGAUGAGAAAGAAGCCCGGAAAUACGUUCGCAACUCACGGAUGAUUGAUAUCCAGACCAGGAUGGCUGGGCGAGCACUGGAGCUUCUUUAUCUGCCAGAGAAUAAGCCCUGUUACCUGCUGGAUAUUGGCUGUGGCACUGGGCUGAGUGGAAGUUAUCUCUCAGAUGAAGGGCACUAUUGGGUGGGCCUGGAUAUCAGCCCUGCCAUGCUGGAUGAGGCCGUGGACCGAGAGAUAGAGGGAGACCUACUGCUGGGGGAUAUGGGCCAGGGCAUCCCAUUCAAGCCGGGCACAUUUGACGGUUGCAUCAGCAUUUCUGCUGUGCAGUGGCUGUGUAAUGCUAACAAGAAGUCUGAAAACCCUGCCAAGCGCCUGUACUGCUUUUUUGCUUCUCUUUUUUCUGUUCUCGUCCGGGGAUCCCGAGCUGUCCUGCAGCUAUACCCUGAGAACUCAGAGCAGUUGGAGCUGAUCACAACCCAGGCCACAAAGGCGGGCUUCUCCGGUGGCAUGGUGGUGGACUACCCUAACAGUGCCAAAGCAAAGAAAUUCUACCUCUGCUUGUUUUCUGGGCCUUCGACCUUUAUACCAGAGGGGCUGAGUGAAAAUCAGGAUGAAGAUGAACCCAGGGAGUCUGUGUUCACCAAUGAGAGGGUCCCAUUCAGGAUGUCGCGGCGGGGAAUGGUGAGGAAGAGCCGGGCAUGGGUGCUGGAGAAGAAGGAGCGGCACAGGCGCCAGGGCAGGGAAGUCAGACCUGACACCCAGUACACCGGCCGCAAGCGCAAGCCCCGCUUCUAAGUCACCACACAGUUCUGGACAGGCACUUGCCUCUGUACUUUUCUAUAUUGUUCAGCUGACAAAGUAGUAUUUUAGAAAAGUUCUAAAGUUCUGAAAAUGUUUUCUGCAGUUAAAAAAAAAAAAAGUACUCUGGGCCGGGCGUGGUGGCUCACACCUGUAAUCCCAGCACCUUGGGAGGCUGAGGCGGGAGGAUCAUUUGAGGCCAGGAGUUUAAGACGUGCCUGGGCAACAUAAUGAGACUUCGUUUCGGGGAGG